AUGGUGCGUCCUAGGGGUUUAUCGAGCGCCUCUUCGGUCUCCUCGGUUCCUGACCAAGAUCAGGAACUGGGGAGCAUGUAUGAUUACCUAGCCAAAGUCAUUCUGCUAGGACCUAGUGGCGCGGGGAAAUCGUGCGUGCUACACCGAUUCGUCAAGAAUGAAUGGCGCAUCCUAUCCUCACAAACUAUCGGGGUUGAAUUUUCAUCCCGAAUAGUUAAGUUGGGCACCGGCUCAAGCAGAAAACGCAUCAAGCUGCAACUCUGGGACACAGCAGGCACGGAGCGAUUCCGAUCGGUAUCACGAUCUUACUACCGCGGCGCAGCGGGCGCAAUCCUAAUUUACGAUGUCGCCUCAGACGCCUCCUUCGCCUCCCUCCCAACCUUCCUAAUGGAUGCGCGAGCCUUAGCCUCUCCGAACCUGACUGUGCUGUUAGCUGGAAACAAAGCCGAUCUGGCCGAUGGCAACUCCGAGCCGUCCGACGAAGCCUCGCGACCUCCACCAACCCCGUCAAGCACCUCGAGUAAACAAUCCUCAUUUCCAUUGGACGGGACUAGCUCGAUGCGCUCGACAAAUUAUCUUGGUACAGGGACUCGUCUGACAGCGACGUUUGGCGAGGGUCGGGAGGUGAAUCGGGAGGACACGUCUCGUUGGGCAGCACAAUCGAAUAUUCCCGUGGCGGUUGAGGUGUCUGCUUUGACGGGUGAAGGUGUGGAAGAGGUUUUCCAUCGACUUGCACGGAUUAUUCUGACUAAGAUUGAACUGGGGGAAAUUGAUCCCGACGAUCCACAAAGUGGGAUUCAAUACGGGGAUGGGGGAAUGUACGGCCACGGGACUAGCGAUGCCUCUAGUAUUCGAAGCAAAGCGACUUUAGAUGAGAAUGGUGUACAUCUUCAUCGGCCGCGUCGCCGGACUAGAGGGGCUAGCUCUGUGGGCUGGAAGAGUGGGAUGAGAGAAUGGGAAGAUGUGUUUCGACUGGGUGGUUCUCAGUCACGGACAAAGCGAGGGUGUUGUUGA
Penicillium angulare is the source of this 1014-nucleotide messenger RNA. Its product is annotated as putative Ras family GTPase (Rab4b). The record is from RefSeq and is a predicted model, not a curated record. Lineage: Eukaryota; Fungi; Ascomycota; Eurotiomycetes; Eurotiales; Aspergillaceae. Gene Ontology annotation, cellular component: endosome. The transcript is spliced from 4 exons. Gene Ontology annotation, molecular function: GTP binding; GTPase activity. Bases 1 to 1014 code for a protein of 337 amino acids. Gene Ontology annotation, biological process: regulation of endocytosis.